Galdieria sulphuraria is the source of this 2099-nucleotide messenger RNA. RefSeq names its product 5'-3' exoribonuclease. Gene Ontology annotation, biological process: nuclear-transcribed mRNA catabolic process. Bases 121 to 2058 code for a protein of 645 amino acids. The transcript has 6 exons. The record is from RefSeq and is a predicted model, not a curated record. NCBI's taxonomy places the organism in Eukaryota, Rhodophyta, Bangiophyceae, Galdieriales, Galdieriaceae. Gene Ontology annotation, cellular component: nucleus. Gene Ontology annotation, molecular function: RNA binding; 5'-3' RNA exonuclease activity.
GUAUUGUGUCAACUGUUGGUCUGUUGUUCAACUUAGCCGGUUUCUUCAGGAGUAUUAGCGAUAUUGAAUGGAUUGAUGGACAGUACCAUUCCUUGUAUGUGUGUGGUGUUGUAAAUAGUUAUGGGAGUUCCCGCUUUUUUUCGCUGGUUGAGUUUGAAAUAUCCCAAAGUACUUUGUGACGUGAUAGAGUUGGUCGGUCCGUAUGACCAACAACAAGGAGACUUUGUUAGUAUAGACCCUACAGAGCCCAACCCUAACGGCAGGGAGUUUGAUAACCUGUAUUUAGAUAUGAAUGGUAUAAUCCACCCUUGUACACAUCCAGAAAAUAGACCACCUCCUACUACAGAAGAGGAGAUGUUCGAAGAAAUAUUUCGUUACAUCGACCGUUUGGUAUAUAUGAUAAGGCCACGGAAACUUGUUUACCUUGCGGUGGAUGGCGUUGCGCCAAGAGCAAAAAUCAAUCAACAACGUUCUCGUCGCUUUCGAGCUGCAAAGGAAGCUGAAGAGAAGCAAAAAGAAUUGCUAAGGGUUCGUGACGAAUGGAAAAAAAAGGGUCUCAGAGUGCCGGAAUACGAUCCUAACAGGAAACCUUUUGACUCCAACGUGAUUACACCCGGAACACCUUUUAUGACAAAUCUCUCUGUGGCACUUAAGCAAUUUAUUGCUGAUAGAGUAGCUCAUGAUCCUGCUUACAACAAAAUUUCAGUCAUCUACUCCGAUUCUUCUGUUCCUGGAGAAGGAGAACAUAAAAUAGCAGAGUUUAUUCGCACGCAAAGGGCCCAAGAAGGCUACGACCCGAAUACUUCACACGUCUUGUAUGGUUUAGACGCCGAUUUGAUUAUGUUGGCCUUGGCAACGCAUGAAUUAAACUUUUACGUACUUCGUGAACGAGUAUUUCCCUCACCACAACAAAGUGAACAAAAGAGGCAGCCUCAAGAAGCACAGGAUUCCAAGAUCCAAGACAGUAGCGAUAUUCAAAAUGCUGCAGCAAUUGGUGCAAGGAAUUCCUUUCAGUUAUUAAGUAUCGAUAUAUUACGAGAGUGUUUGGAAGCAGAGUUUAUGGAGCCCUUAGAAAUUGGCUUUGAAAUGGAGUCCUCUUCAAGACACCAAAGACUAGAAUUUGACUUGGAAAGAGUGAUCGAUGACUUUGUGUUUCUUUGUUUUUUUGUAGGAAACGACUUUUUGCCACAUUUACCAAGCCUGGAUAUUCGUGAAGGUGCUAUCGAUUAUUUGAUUGAAUUGUACAAAAAAUUAGUUCCUCGGUUUGGAUAUCUUUCAGAUGAUAAAGGAGAAAUACAUUUUGGAAGAGUACGUCUGUUUUUAAACGAGUUGGCGACUACAGAAGAUUAUAUUUUUCAAAAGCGCAAGUUGGAAGAAGAAAAGAAACAAAAGCAGCAAGCAGAACGAGCGACAGAGAAUAAGCAAUCAGAGGUACAGAAUGAUAGAACAAAGUUGUCGAGAACUCGAGAGGAUUAUGAAAACAGAAAGGCUGAAGAUGAUGCUAACUUGAAGGAAACAAGAGAUUCACUUAACUUUGCCGUUGCAGAGUCUUUAAAAAAGCGUUUAAAAACUCAAGACUCCUCAGAACAAGCAAGCAGCAACAAACAAAUGGAUGUUGCGAAUAUGGAACAAUCCACAUCAGAACAAAUAGUAUUGAAUGAUGUUGAUGUUGAAGAAGAAGAAGAAGAGGAAGAGGAGGAGCUUUCUCAAGUUGAAUACAUGUUAGAGUUGAGUGAUCAACAAGUCAAGGAACAGUUCGAAAAGGAGUUAAAAGAACGUUUAUAUAAAAAGAGGGUCGUUGAUUCUGUCGAAGAUGUAGUUCGAUUAGGAGAACAAGGUUGGAAAGAAAGAUAUUAUGAAAAGAAGUUCCAUUGGAGUCCUCAGUCGGAAACAAGUCAACGAAAGAGAGAAGAAUUGGCUUACAAGUAUUUUGAAGGCUUAUUAUGGGUGAUGCGUUACUAUUAUCGCGGAUGUGUUAGUUGGACAUGGUACUUUCCUUAUCAUUAUGCUCCUUUUGCCAGUGAUUUAGCUGCUUGUCCUUUUGAAGCGGAUAGGUGAGUUUUUAUCGUUGUAAUGAGGCAAAUAUGUUUCUCAUAAAU